ACUGACAGAUUAAUGAUUGUUGUUCUCUGUUCCAUCACGAUGCCGAACCAGUUUCGGAACUGUCAAAAGUGUUACUGGACUACUGCAGAAACUAAUUGUCAUGCGGCUGCGCACUCUGCGUUUUAACAGCUGUUAACGUUAGAAUCAAAAUAUAUUUUCGUUGUGAACCACAGAUAACAGAACUAAUUUGUGAACCAUUUUUUUACAUAAUUUCUGUAUAUUUUUGUGAAAUUACCCAGAAAUCAGUAGUAAGAAUUGAAUUAUUUCUUUGUAGCGUCGAUUUAAGUCUUAAGCUUUUUUUUUAUAGAAAUGGAUGACAAUGUUAUUUUUGAUGAUGAAAUUUUUGACAUAUCUACAGAGAGUGAAGCUAGUCAUUCUAGUGAUGAUGAUGAAAAUUUAGAAUUAUUGUUAGACAUUGAUCUUCGCCCUAAAAACGCACAUUAUUUAGAUCAAACUAUCCCACAAUACAGCAAUGAGCUAUUUCUAGAGCACUUUCGAGUAAGCCGACAUGUCGCAAUGUCUAUAGCUGAUAAAUUUGCAAAUAGUAUUUAUUACUCAGUAAAUCGUUCAGGCCGUUACGGAAAAUUGAGCGCUCAGGAUGUCAUUUACAUAUUUCUUUGGUUUGCUGGACAUCAAACUGCAAGUUAUCGAGAUGUAGGGGAUCGUUUUGAUGUGACAAUAAGCACAAUAUUUCGUAUUAUUAGACGAGUUACAUAUUUUUUGAGCAAUUUUUCUCCGGAAGUGAUAACGUGGCCAACCCAACUAGAAAAAGAGGACAUUGCAGCUCAUUUUAAUAGGAAGGGGUUUCCUGGAGUAAUUGGAGCUAUAGAUGGAUCGCAUAUAAAGAUUGAUAAACCUUCAGAUGACCCAGAUUCAUACAUGAAUAGAAAAAGUUUUUAUUCCAUUCAGAUUCAGGCAGUCUGUGACCACAACUUACUAAUUCGGGAUAUCUAUGUUGGAUUUCCAGGGUCUGUACAUGAUAGCCGCGUGUUCCGAAAUUCACCAUUAUGUGCCACACUACAACAAAAAUGUGUCAACUUUCAUCUAUUGGGAGAUAGUGGAUAUCCUCUUUUAACCAAUUUACUAACACCAUUUAGGGAUCGUGGACAAUUGUCAAGAGCUCAGACUAACUACAAUGUUGCUUUGGCUACUAACAGAUAUAUAAUUGAACACUGCUUUGGGCUGCUUAAGCAGAAGUAUAGGCAGUUGUAUCAUUUUAAACUUAGAAAUGUACGUGAUAUAGUUCAUUUUAUUCGAGCUUGUUGUGUUUUGCAUAACUUAGCACUGAAAGAUGAUGUGCCUUUGAAUCAAAAUGAUAUUGGACACCAGAAUGAAGUUGUUUUGGGUGACCUUUGGGAUAAUAAUUAUGAGGAUCCUGAUGACAUACCUGAUGAUAGAAAUGGUGUCCAAAAAAGAAAUGAUAUUCGAUUGCUGAAGCAUUCGAGUCGUGACACUGUUUUUGAAAGCAAUACCUUAUUGGUCGAACAGAAAAGCAAAUUCCUAGGCAAUAUUAAAAAUAAAGAACGACUAAUUUCGCAGCUUGCAAUACACCUAAACAGCGAGAAUAUUAGCAUAUCAUUUGCAAUAGAUGAUGCUGAUGUUCAAAUUAUUCGUACUGCCAUCAAAAUAUCUGAGAAAAAUGAACAAGUUCUAGUCGUUGGACAAGAUGUCGAUCUUGUUGUUUUAUUAGCAACACUUUCCCCCGAUGAAAAAGACAUCCUUUUCUGA
Messenger RNA from Sitophilus oryzae (rice weevil), 1728 nucleotides. RefSeq names its product putative nuclease HARBI1. The transcript has 3 exons. The coding region runs from base 310 to 1728 and encodes 472 amino acids. The record is from RefSeq and is a predicted model, not a curated record. Lineage: Eukaryota; Metazoa; Arthropoda; Insecta; Coleoptera; Curculionidae.